UCCCUACACCACAUCGACACAGCGUCACAUGAUUCUACUUCCGCAACUCAUGACGCCACAUCCAAAACAUCAGCGUCCACUCAGGGAAGUCAGUACCGGAGCCGACUGUGUGAAAGUGAACGUUGUAUGAAGAGGAACAUCAGUUAAAUCCUGUACUUGAAAACCGGACAGCAGGCCUCAUCAUGUCUCUGCUCAUAUCUGGAAGCAUACUGCUGCUGCUGCUUGGGCUUCCACUCGGGACGCCCCGUUCAUUCAGCGUGGAUUACAAGAGCGACUGCUUUCGGAAAGAUGGGGAAGAGUUUCGUUACAUAUCAGGAAGCAUCCAUUACAGCAGGAUCCCCCGAGCCUACUGGAAGGAUCGGCUGCUCAAGAUGUACAUGGCGGGACUGAACGCCAUCCAGACGUACAUCCCCUGGAACUACCACGAGGAGUCUUCAGGCCACUACAGUUUCAGUGGAGACCGGGAUUUGGAGUAUUUCCUUCAGCUGGCCAAUGACAUUGGUUUACUGGUCAUCCUCCGGCCCGGACCCUACAUAUGUGGAGAGUGGGACAUGGGUGGGCUCCCUGCCUGGCUUCUCAGGAAGAAAGACAUUGUGCUGAGGUCUUCAGAUCCGGAUUACAUCGCAGCAGUGGACAAGUGGAUGGGGAAGCUGCUGCCAAUGAUAAAACCUUAUCUCUACCAAAAUGGAGGUCCUAUAAUCACCGUGCAGGUGGAGAAUGAAUAUGGCAGUUACUUCGCCUGUGACUACAACUACUUGCGGCACCUUACCAAGCUGUUCCGGUCUCACCUGGGCGACGAGGUGGUGCUCUUCACCACAGACGGAGCCGGGCUCGGAUACCUCAGAUGUGGCUCGAUACAAGGACUAUACGCCACCGUUGACUUUGGUCCCAGUUCAAAUGUGACCGCGGCCUUUCAGGCGCAGAGACACGCUGAACCUCAUGGACCUUUGGUGAACUCUGAGUUUUACACCGGCUGGCUGGACAACUGGGGGUCACCUCACGCUGUCGUGUCGUCUGCCAUAGUGGCCAAGUCCCUCAAUGAGAUCCUGGCCGUGAGAGCAAACGUCAACCUGUACAUGUUCAUAGGAGGAACAAACUUUGGAUACUGGAACGGUGCCAAUUCCCCAUACAGACCACAGCCCACGAGCUACGACUACGACGCUCCGCUCAGUGAAGCUGGAGACCUCACAGAGAAGUACUUCGCUAUUCGAGAGGUGAUCAAAAUGUACCGUAAGAUACCAGAGGGGCCAUCGCCACCAACAACUCCAAAGUAUGCAUAUGAAACUGUUCUGAUGAAAAGACUCCAGACGGUAUCAGAUGCCUUAGAAAAACUGUCUUUCUCCGGCCCUGUGAAAAGCACUUAUCCUCUGACUUUCGUUGAACUGAACCAGGCCUUUGGUUAUGUGCUCUACAGGACUGCUAUGCCUGUUGACUGCAGCACACCGACUCCACUGUCGUCUCCGCUGAACGGCGUCCAUGACAGGGCGUAUGUGUCAGUGGACGGGGUGGCUGUGGGGAUUCUCGAAAGGAACAAUGUCAUAACCAUCAAUGUGACGGGGAAAGCUGGCAGUCAGCUGGACAUACUGGUGGAGAAUAUGGGCCGAAUCAACUACGGAAAAGACAUCAACGACUUUAAGGGCCUGGUAUCCAACCUGACCCUGGGGACAGAAACGCUCCACGACUGGACCAUGUACAGUCUCAGUGUCGAUGAGGCUGUCAGUCAGGGCCUCCUGAAUGAAACAAACCCCACAGAUGCGCCUCUCUCCCUUCCGGCCUUCUACCAGGGAAGCUUCAUCAUUCCCGACGGCAUCCCAGACCUCCCCCAGGACACCUACAUCAAACUGCCCAACUGGAGGAAGGGACAAGUUUGGAUCAACGGCUUUAAUGUGGGACGUUACUGGCCGACCCGAGGCCCUCAGGUGACACUUUUCGUCCCUGCCAACAUCCUGAGCACAGCUGCACCCAACAAUGUGACGGUCCUGGAGCUGGAGGAGGCUCCCUGCAGCUCAGAGCCGUGUAGGGUGGAGUUUACUGCGACCCCCAUCCUGAACGCAGCAGUCCAGUCUGUCCACUAAAGAGGAUUUGUUGUGAUAGAGAGGGAACUCCGUGUAGCACAAAAUCAAUUUGCAGUUUGUCUCUACCUCACUGAUUCUGCACAACAUUUCCAUGCAAAGCCUUUUUUUUCUUCUUCACAAAAGGAUUGAGUGCCAAAUAUCCUCACAGCUAUUCAGGAAAUGUUUUAUCAUUCAUGUGAAAAACACGGCAGGGAAUCGCUAUAUUUGUUAUAGCACAAUAUCAUACAACCGUUAUGUUGUGGGGCUGUAACUUAUUGUUUACUGAUUGAUAAUUUAUAAAUGUUUUGCAUGCACUCCUAACCUGUCUGAUUUAAUGCUUGUAAAAACAAUAAAUAAAAGGUGAUUUGAUA
Molecule: messenger RNA, 2425 nt
Organism: Scatophagus argus
Lineage: Eukaryota; Metazoa; Chordata; Actinopteri; Scatophagidae
Gene: glb1
Product: galactosidase, beta 1
Exons: 16
Coding region: 183-2075 (630 amino acids)
Biological process (GO): carbohydrate metabolic process
Cellular component (GO): vacuole
Molecular function (GO): beta-galactosidase activity
Source: RefSeq, a predicted model, not a curated record